Molecule: messenger RNA, 3966 nt
Organism: Corythoichthys intestinalis (scribbled pipefish)
Lineage: Eukaryota; Metazoa; Chordata; Actinopteri; Syngnathiformes; Syngnathidae
Gene: nefma
Product: neurofilament medium chain a
Exons: 3
Coding region: 141-3179 (1012 amino acids)
Biological process (GO): neurofilament bundle assembly
Cellular component (GO): axon; postsynaptic intermediate filament cytoskeleton; cytoplasm
Molecular function (GO): structural constituent of cytoskeleton
Source: RefSeq, a predicted model, not a curated record
UAAAAAGUGCACCCGGACGAGGUGGCAGUCGCUGUGAAAGCCAUCCACCCCUCACACCUGCGCCCACACGCAUACCUACGCGUUCCCCCUCACACCCAUAUAGUCACUCUUCUCUUAUUAGUUCUCGCACACUUGGCCGGAUGGACGCCAUAGGGAGCCCCUUUCGGAGAGUUAUGGACAGCAGGGCGAGCAGCUACGGCUACAGCCGAUCGGCCGGCUCCCCCUCCGCCUCCACCAUUGGAUUCCGCUCCCAGACCUGGUCCCGGGCCAGCCCGGGUUCCAACACCAGCGCGACGUACAAGAGGAACGCGAACAAGCCCCGCGCAGACACCUUCGAGCUGAGCCAAAGUUCCCUCCUGAGCGCGGACUCCUCCAGGCGCUCCAACGAGAAGGAGCAACUCCAGGGGCUGAACGACCGCUUCGCCGUGUACAUCGACAAGGUGCACUAUCUGGAGCAACAAAACAAGCAGAUCGAGGACGAGAUCCAGGCCCUGAGGCACCAGCAAGUGUCCCGCUCGCAGCUGGGUGACCUGUUCGAUCAGGAACUGCAGGAGCUGCGCGCUACGCUCGAACAGAUCCACCGCGACAAGUCUCAGAUCCAGCUCGACAGCGACCACCUGGAGGAUGACAUCCAGAGGCUCAGGGAGCGCCUGGACGAGGAAGCGCGCGUCCGAGAGGACACAGAGGCCAUUAUACGCAUCCUCAAGAAGGACACCGGCGACUCGGAGCUACUCAAGUCAGAACUGGAGAAGAAAGUACAGUCAUUGCAGGACGAGAUCGCCUUCAUCCGCAACAACCACGAAGAAGAAGUCAGCGAGCUCCUGGGUCACAUUCAGGCGUCUCAGGUGACAGUAGAGAGGAGAGACCCGCAGCGGGCUGACAUCACCGAGGCUCUGCGCGAGAUCCGCAGCGAGCUGGAGGGUCACUCCGACCAGAACCUGCAGCAAGUGGAGAGCUGGUUCAUGUGCCACUACGCCAAGCUAAACGAAGCAUCCGAGCAGAACAAGGACGCCAUCAAGAACGCGCGUGACGAGAUCAGCGACUACCGCCGCCAGCUGCAGUCCAAGACGGUGGAACUGGAGUCGGUGCGCGGCACCAGAGACUCCCUGGAGAGGCAGCUCGGAGACAUCGAGGACCGCCACAACAGCGACCUGGCCGGUCUGCAGGAAACGAUCCAUCAGCUGGACAAUGAGCUCAAGAACACAAAAUGGGAGAUGGCACGUCAUUUGCGCGAGUACCAGGACUUGCUCAAUGUCAAGAUGGCCCUGGACAUCGAGAUUGCCGCAUACAGGAAACUUCUGGAAGGUGAGGAGACCCACUUCAGCACAUUCUCCCAUCGUCCCGCUGUUUCAUCCUCCAGAAUCUCAAUGAUCAAAUCAGAACCUCCAAGACUGAAGGUGCAACAUAAGUUUGUCGAGGAGAUCAUCGAGGAAACCAGGGUUGAGGAUGACAAGGCCAACAUGGAAGACGCACUAGAUCAGAUUGCCCAGGAGCUCUCGGCCACACUCGAAGGCAGCGCAGGGGAGGAAGAAGAUGAAGGUGACGAGGACGAUGAAGUGGAGGAAGAGGAAGUUGUAGCUGCAACCGAUACCAAAGUUAGUUCGAAGGCACCGGCAAAGGAGGACGAUGACGGUGAUGAGGAGGGUGGUGAUGAGGAAGAAGGGGGUGAGGAUGAUGAGGAAAAUGAGGACGAUCAGGAUGAGGGUAACAAAGGAGAAGAGGAGGCAGGUGAUGACGAGGAGGUAGUAGAGGAAACUGUCCUUUGCUCCAAAUCUCAGGAUUCCAAAGCCAUUCCUGAGAAUAUGAAGACUACAGAGGAAGAAGAUGAAGAGGAUGGUGACGAGGCCAGCGGGGGAGAAGACGCUGAUGUCGAAGAGGAUGAAGACAAAGCAUCCAAAGAUGGAGACGACGAGGAGGAUAAUGAAGAUGACAAAGGGGCAAAAGAUGACAAGGUCAUAAUUGAAGACAUUGUGGCAAAGACAAUAGUAGCCAAAUUAGAAGUUCAGAAAACAGAUACUGCAAAACCUGAAGCCAAAAAGGACGAAAGUGUCAAAACAGAACUAACCAAGCCCGAUUCUCUCAAGCCUGAAUCCCCAAAAGGUGGUUCCCCAAAAUCUGAUUCCCCCAAAACUACUUCUCCAAAGUCUGAAUCCCCAAAAGCCGGUUCCCCAAAGACUGGUUCACCCAAGACAGAGUCCCCAAAAGGUGGUUCCCCAAAGUCCGAAUCUCCAAAGGCUGGCUCGCCCAAGACAGAGUCUCCAAAAGCAAGUUCACCAAAGGCUAGCUCUCCCAAGACAGAGUUGCCAAAAGCAGAUUCCCCAAAGUCUAUAUCACCAAAGCAAAGUUCCCCAAAGUCUGAAUCCCCAAAAGCUAGUUCCCCCAAGACGGAAUCUCCAAAACCUCUCUCCCCCAAGUCUGACUCCCCAAAGUCAGGAUCACCUAAAGCAGAGUCCCCUAAAUCAGAAUCUCCCAAGCCUGCAACUCUCAAGGAAGACUCGGCAAAAACAACCCCCCCAAAAGCAGAGUCUCCUAAAUCGGAAGCUCCCAAACCUGCAUCACCUAAAGAAGACUCACCGAAGGCUACCUCCCCUAAAGGAGAGUCCCCUAAAUCAGAAUCUCCAAAGCCUACAUCACCUAAAGAAGACUCACCCAAGGCUGGCUCCCCCAAGGCAGAGUCCCCUAAAUCAGAAUCCCCCAAGCCCGGAUCCCCCAAAGACGAAUCACCGAAGGCUAUCUCCCCAAAAGCAGAGUCCCCGAAGUCAGAAUCAGCAAAGCAAGAACCACCAAAGGCAGAAUCUCCUAAGACGGAAACAAGCAAACCUGACACAUCGAAGCCUGCUGAAGACACCAAGAAGACAAAAGAUGCCGCAAUGAAUGGCGAUGUGGACAAGACCGGCUCAAAGGAAGAGGAGCAGAAAAAGGGCGAGGGCAACGAAGUGAUUAUCAACGGCGUGGACGAAAGUCCCGUCAAGGACGACGCUAGCCAGAAGGUGGUGAUCACCAAAACGGUGGAGACCAUCACUACAGGGGAAGACGGCUCACAGCAGGUCACCAAGUCCAUCACAGUUACCGAAACGGUGAAGGAAAUGGAGGAAACACUGCAGGAGAAGUUGGUCUCCACCAUGAAGACGGAGAAGCACUCCAGCCAGUCAAUCAAGCAGGUGACUGAGGGUGACUGAGGAGUUGGCCUCAACGGCAAUUCGGGGAGUCAGCGUGAUGAAAAGCAAUCAAGCAGAACUAACAUAAGAGAACACCAUACAGCUAGAGCGACAUAAUAUAACAUACAAAACUUAGAGAGAAGCCAAAUGCUACAAAUGUUAGAAAUGCAUGUUUGCAGACGCUGAGAGGGGCGAGCCAUCAAGACAUUUCUUCUUCCGUUUUUGCCGCUGUUCACUGAUGGGCUUGUGGGUUUUGGGGUGGGCUUUGCAUGCUUUGGCUCAGGGGCUGGAGGGGAGGGCACUUUCCUCACCGAUGUAUGUAUGUAUGAAUGACAGAGAAGACACUGUAUGUUAGGGGAUCCAUUAUAUAGUAUAUGACUUUUUUGUAGCGUAAGUAAUGAGGGAAGGGUGGCGAGGGUGGAUGGUUAUUGGGGGGUCCUUUGCACACGUAAAAAUGCUGUGUUUACGUAGCCUUAUACCUGACGUGACCAUAGCAACUCAGCCAAAAAGAAAUGACACACCUGCAGCAGCGAAUGACAACAGGAUGAUCAAACAACUACAUGGAGUUUUCGACGGACCCCGCGAAAGUCCUAGCCUUAAACAUGCUUUUGAAUCCCUGUCUGUUACGUUUACCCAAGCGCAAAUACAAAGAAAUACUGUACGAGUGCUUAGGGUGUAGCAUUCUUGCAUUCGCAUAGUAACCUGACUUGAAAUAUUGAAAUUUAUGAGGUGCUACUGUUUGCAGGCCCGUGACCUUACAUCAACAAUUUCCCAGCAGCAUUUGCUUAAUAAACAUCAUGAUGUGGAA